GCUCCCUAUAGCCCCGCCCACACCACCCGCGGCGCCCCGUGAUUGGAGGAAGGCGCCGUCACUCAGCGGCGGCGGCGGCGGUGGCGGCGGCGGGUGGGAAGAAGAGGCCCGGGAGCCGAGGGCGUCGAAGGCGCGGCCGAGCGUCGCGGGUCGCGCGGGCCUGGCUCGGUGGGAACGGGCGUCUCCGCCAUCUCUGGGCGGUGCAUGGCGGCGGGAUGGACCUGGAGGGGGCCGGCGGCGGUCCCGGAGGGGCGGCCGGGCUCCUGCAGCAGAUCCUCAGCCUGAAGCUGGUGCCGCGCGUGGGCAACGGGACGCUGUGCCCCAACUCCACGGCCCUCUGCUCCUUCCCAGAGAUGUGGUACGGUGUGUUUCUCUGGGCACUGGUGUCCUCGCUCUCCUUCCACGUCCCUGCGGGAUUGCUGGCCCUCUUCACCCUCAGACAUCACAAAUAUGGUAGGUUCAUGUCUGUAAGCAUCCUGUUGAUGGGCAUCGUGGGACCAAUAACUGCUGGAGUCUUGACAAGCGCUGCCUUCGCGGGAGUGUACCGUGCUGCAGGCAAGGAGAUGAUCCCACUGGUGGCCCUCACAUUGGGCAGCGGGCAGACCUUCUGUGUGCUGCUGAUCUCCUUCCUCCGCAUCUUAGCUACUCUCUAGCAUCCGCUCGACGGAGAUGGGAACCCAAGGAUUCUAGAAGCUGUGAACACACCACCUUGCGGAAUGCACCUUUGUUGUCUCCUUCAACAGAAGAGCCAAGCACCUUGGAAAAGGUGUAUGAAGAACUAUCUCUGCUCUUUGUGCAGUUUGCAGCACCCAGAAUUGAAGAUCUUUCAAACUCAUUCCCCAACCAAAAACAAGUGGCAUCUUUCCUGGGUAGAUUCCAAUGAGAGCAGUUUGUCAGGCGCUCCAUCCCCCCAUCCAGGUCGGCGAGAUUUCCCAGCUGGCAAAAUUUGCACUGAAAUCUGUGAUAUUUUUGUAAGAAAGCACAGAGCUGGGCCCAUACCUCAGAGGAACUCUGGACAAUAGUGGUUUAGUUCUGAGCAAUGUAUUAAACGAACAUCUGCUGGGAUUUGAUCUCGAUGGAAAUUUGGCAGAUACCACGCAGGGCAAGUUGGAUUUGGUUGAAUAGAGCUUCGAGAACAAACCUGGGCGAAUAUAGCAGGAAUAUGAAUAUCUUAAUACCAAACAGUGACUAUUUUCCACUGUUUAAAGACAAAGAUAACUACUGAAUGAUGUGACUUUUUAAUGAGCAACUGUUUUGACCUCUGAUUAUAUAUUUUGAGAUGUGAAGUUAUUUUAUACAUUUUUAUUAAAAUAAGCUAGCUGAA
Suncus etruscus (white-toothed pygmy shrew) is the source of this 1324-nucleotide messenger RNA. RefSeq names its product transmembrane protein 170A (gene TMEM170A). The record is from RefSeq and is a predicted model, not a curated record. The transcript is spliced from 3 exons. Gene Ontology annotation, biological process: endoplasmic reticulum tubular network organization. The coding region runs from base 216 to 653 and encodes 145 amino acids. NCBI's taxonomy places the organism in Eukaryota, Metazoa, Chordata, Mammalia, Eulipotyphla, Soricidae. Gene Ontology annotation, cellular component: endoplasmic reticulum membrane.